AUGAAUGUUGAUAAGCUUUUCAAAAUCCCUUCGAAUAAAAUACCUAGUGGAAAGAAUAAGCGAAAACUUUCUGCUAAUCCUAAUAUAGAAGUAUUAAAAGCCGUACGUUUACAUAAUGAAGAACAGGAGGAUGGACCUUCCAUAGAAAGCAGUGGUAGUUCAAAGAAAAAGGUUGUUCGAAUAUCGGACGAACAAAAACGUAUUUUGGACUUGGUAGAUCAGGUUGAUGUUGAAGAGCCAGAAGCUUUAGAUGUCGCAGGCGUUCGUAAAAUGAUUCUUAAACUUGAAAAAGCUAUAACCAAGAAUCAAGAACUUCGCGUCAAAUUCAGCGAUGAUCCAACAAAGUUCAUGGAAUCUGAAGCAGAUCUUGAUGAAGGGAUCAAACAUCUACUGACACUUACCGAAGUACCUGAUUUAUAUUCUCAAGUUGUUCAAAUGGGUGCCAUACCAUCCAUUGUUUCACUUUUGAGUCAUGAGAAUACGGACAUUGCUAUAGACGUUGUAGAAUUAUUAAAUGAAUUGACAGAUGAGGACGUAGUUGCAGAAAAUGAUGAAGAUGCUAUGAAAGUUUUUAUUGACUCUUUGAAUCUUAGUAGAUUAAAUGAGGAAGAAUCCAAUGAUAAACAAGGCAUUUUCAAUACACUGGGUAUAAUUGAAAAUUUUACGUCAUUUGACCCAACAUUAUCAGAGAAACUUGUAAAAGACACCAAUAUGUUACAAUGGAUACUGACGAGAAUCAAAGUCAAAUCAUUUGAUUCUAAUAAACAGUAUUGUAGUGAAAUAUUAGCAAUUUUAUUACAAAGUAGUCGAGAUCCUAAAGAUGCAGACGAGACCGAAAUGAUGGAGAACUUUUUCGACGCAUUGUGUUCAGCAUUAGCCGAGCCUGAAAUUAAGCAAAAGUUUCUCGAGGGAGAAGGGGUUGAGUUAAUGCUAAUUAUGAUGAAAAUGCGUUCCAUUAAAGUAUUGGAUUAUGCAUUAUCCACACCAGAAGGAGCUAAUAGUUGUGAAAGAUUCGUAGAGAUAUUUGGACUAAAAACACUUUUUUCUACUUUUAUGCGCAAGGGCUUAAAAAAAUUCAAAAAAAAUUACAAAUCGUUUUCGGAAGCUGAAGAAGAAGGUAUCAAUGUUAUUGUAAACUUACCACAAAACAGUGAACACCGAUUAAGGUUAUUUGGCAAGUUUGUUGAAAGUGAUCUUGAAAAAGUUGAUAGGCUACUUGAGAUGAGAGAAAACUAUGAAUUCAAAGUUUCAACGGUAGAUAAGGAAAUUGAAGAAGAAAAGGAAGCAUUAGAAGAUGAUGAGAUCGAUGAUGAGACGUUAGACGAAAUAUAUUUGAGAAGAUUAAGUGCAGGAUUAUUUACUUUACAGCUUAUUGAUCUCACGAUCGCAUGGAUUUGCUACGAGGAACCCAUGAUUAAAGAACGUGUAACAAUCCUCUUGAAUCGUACUGGACGGAGCAUCGCAAAUGUGAAAACCGUAUUGGAAGAUUUUAUUAGCGCAAAUGCAACCAAGAUUAGUAAUUCAAGUUCAAAACCUGGAUUUUAUUAUACUGUAGACAAUUCAGGAUUGCAAUUACUAACAGGUUCUAAUGAUAUUGCAGAUAAUGUUGUGGGUAUAUUAUACAAUGUCCAAGACCCAUGCUCAUCUCAAUGCCAACAAUCUUUACCUGCCAUUUCAAAUGAUCUUAACAACUCGAGGAUAGCAGUAAUAAAUUUAAGUUCCAAUUGUCCAGUUAAUCAACAAAUCAUUUCUGUACAAAAUUGUGGGGAUAUUGGAGCAAUUAUUUUUGGUAGUGAAAGCGAUGAUUCCUUAAAAAAAGAUUCAGUUACUAUCACAGUAUUAAGAAUCAAAACCAGUAUGGGAAAUAAGCUAUUAACUACUAUGAAUGAUACUAUAAGUCAAAGUUCCGGAUCAGAACUAGUUCACGUAGUAAUCAUUUACACGCAAGAUACUAAUAUGAAUUCUAAAUUACAAAUUUUUACAUUGGAUAAAUCUAUUGUUAAAAAUUUUCCUACUAAAACAUUUCGAAAGCAAGAUAAUACCAACCAAUCCGAUGACCCUUUUACAUCUGUUGGCUCUUCUAUUGCUUCGUCAUCAAAAGAUGCCAAAAAUAAUGGUGACUAUUCCAAUGAUGAAACUGCACCGCAAGAUGUAAUUGAUAAGAGAGAAAAAAGAUUUGCUCAAGCUUUACAGGUUCAAUCAAAUCUUGAUUCGAUUUAUGACACAUCCAACAGUCGAUCUAAUAGAUAUAGUAGAUACAAUAGACACAGUAGACGUCAUAGUAGAUCAAAUUCCAAUUCUUCUAUUUUCUCACGGAUUCUUGAUAUCUUUGGUUUUGGAAAUUCUAACAGUAAUGGAAAUCGUUCUCACAUGAGACCAAACAACGGAAACGUGAUUGCCAUUCAAGAACUUUCUCCUGCAGUCAUUCGUUCUGAUAAUACUUCGCGCAUG
Racocetra fulgida is the source of this 2451-nucleotide messenger RNA. Lineage: Eukaryota; Fungi; Glomeromycota; Glomeromycetes; Diversisporales; Gigasporaceae. The record is from the annotation of a GenBank genome assembly.